GCUUAAUCCUAGUAUACGGUGCACAUGACAGUUGGCGAUGAAGAGGAGUGUUGCAAGCUUUAAACACGGGUUAAUCUCUCAACUUCGUUUAGUAAUAGUUCCCCCGAAAAUUUGCGUUUACCUCUGUUUUAAAGUGAAAAAAACGUGUUUGUGAAGUUAAGAUAUCACAACCUUUGCAAAAUGACAACUUUUUCUGUUGAUAAAAUGCAUCAUCAUGCUGGUUAUCUUGUUAUCAAUGAAGAUGGAGGCAUAAUAGCAUCUGGUGGAGAUUUAGAAUGUAAUGAAAAAAUGGCUGAACUAUUUUAUCAGAUGGUUAAAGGUGUUCAUGCUGGAAUUCUUUCUCUUUCUGAGAAUGGUACUGGUUUUAGAAAAUUAUCAAUAAACUAUGAUGACCACUUCUAUGUUAUAGCAGUUUCAAACAAGAAAAUACAUGUUGUGAAAAGAUCUUACAAUGAAACAGAGCUUAUAUGAAAUUUUUAUUUCAAUUAUGUAUAUAUUUGCUUCUUUGAAUAUCAUCUACUAUGUAAUUCAGGAAAAUGUAAAUAAAAUUGUCAAUAAAAAAUUGUAUUUAUA
Stegodyphus dumicola is the source of this 573-nucleotide messenger RNA. It is a transcript of the gene Lamtor4, whose product is annotated as Late endosomal/lysosomal adaptor, MAPK and MTOR activator 4. Lineage: Eukaryota; Metazoa; Arthropoda; Arachnida; Araneae; Eresidae. Gene Ontology annotation, biological process: cellular response to amino acid stimulus; positive regulation of TOR signaling. Gene Ontology annotation, cellular component: lysosome; Ragulator complex. The record is from RefSeq and is a predicted model, not a curated record. Gene Ontology annotation, molecular function: guanyl-nucleotide exchange factor activity.